Messenger RNA from Lycium barbarum (goji berry), 1923 nucleotides. RefSeq lists its product as uncharacterized. Gene Ontology annotation, cellular component: membrane. Bases 403 to 1590 code for a protein of 395 amino acids. Lineage: Eukaryota; Viridiplantae; Streptophyta; Magnoliopsida; Solanales; Solanaceae. The transcript has 8 exons. The record is from RefSeq and is a predicted model, not a curated record. Gene Ontology annotation, biological process: regulation of peptide transport.
AUUGAGAUCCAGCAGAGCCGGUUGACCGACAACCAGAAAUAGAAAGAACCUAAGAGGAAAUGAGCAUGACCCUUCUAACUAAUUAGGAGUAUUAUGACAAUUGACAAUUUGACAUUGCCAGAAAGAUUUUCCCUCCAUUAUUUCCUAUAUAAUUGGCUUUUUUUCUCCCCAUCUUUGUCCUAAAAACGUAGCAACUCAGCAUUCAUGUUCUGCUUGAUAAAAUAAUAAAUUAAUUCAUACACCUAACAAUCCUAUCUAGCCGGUGGGUCAGAUUUGUGUUCUUCAAGAGUCUUUUUUACGUUUGGUGACAACUUGAAAAACUAAAAAGCUCAGAUCUUUGGCUCUUUUAGUGUUAUUAUUGAAUACCCAUCUGGGUUUUGAGUUAUUUCUUUUUGUUUUGUGAUGGGUUGGAGAUACAAGGCUGGUCUUUUCCUUAUUUCAGCUGUUGUGGUUAUUUGGGUCACCUCUGCUGAAGUUACCCAGGGCAUUUUCUCAGAAUAUAAGCAGCCAUUUGCAAUCACAUACCUUGGAGCUUCUUUGCUGGUAAUUUAUCUCCCUGUAGCAUUUCUUAAGGAUUGGAUAUGCGAUUUGCUGAAGAGACGCGCUAGUAGAACUGAUAAAAAUACUGGAACUGGCAAUGAAUCAUAUACGAGACAUAGUUCUCCUUUAAAGCACACAGUACAGAAAGUGUUCGAGAUUGAAAUCCUGAAAUCAAUAGACAGAAAAGACAGUGAAGAAAAUCUUUCUGCAGAGGAAGAAGGAAGACCUCUUGUUGCUAAAUGCAAUGGUAAUUCUGAUGAUUCAAAGAAUGGAAAAGAGAUAACCACCUGGCAAAUUGCUCGUUAUGGAUUCUUUCUUGCUCCUCUCUGGUUUAUAACCGAGUACCUGUCAAAUGCAGCACUUGAACAUACAAGUGUUGCAAGCACAACAGUACUAUCUUCUACAUCGGGAUUAUUCACUCUUUUUGUUGGUGUAAUACUUGGUGAAGAUUCCUUAAAUAUGGCCAAAGUAGUUGCAGUCUUUGUUAGCAUGUCUGGUGUUGUCAUGACCACUCUAGGAAAAACAUGGGCGACUGAUGAAUCUCAGUUGAACUCUUCCUCAAGCGGCGAACGUUCUCUCCUUGGGGAUCUCUUCGGCCUUCUUUCGGCAAUGUCGUAUGGCGUGUUCACUGUGCUGCUUAAAAAGUUCGCUGGUGAGGAAGGAAAAGGAGUAGAUAUGCAAAAAUUGUUCGGGUAUAUAGGUUUGUGCACCCUUGUGACCAUGUGGUGGCUUGUAUGGCCAUUGACUGCGCUAGGGAUUGAACCCAAGUUCACAAUACCUCAUUCUGCUAAACUGGAUGAAGUUGUUUUAGCCAAUGGACUCGUAGGGAGUGUUCUCUCAGAUUACUUUUGGGCACUGUGUGUUGUUUGGACAACUCCUUUAGUUGCAACUCUCGGCAUGUCUCUCACAAUUCCACUUGCAAUGGUGGCCGACAUGGUGAUUCAUGGACGUCAUUAUUCUGCUAUAUACAUUCUUGGCUCAGCACAGGUAUUUGCAGGAUUUGUAAUAGCUAAUAUAGCAGACUGGAUUUCGAAACUUAUGGGACUAUGACAUUUGGUGGACUUCCCUUAGCUCAAUUCAAAAUAUCUUUGAUAUAUGCCUGUGCCGUAUGGAAAGAAGAAAGAAAGAUGACCACUAUACCACUCUUCUGUGACUGCAAAUGGUUUUUUUAAAAUUUAUUCAUUGUUGUCCCAGAUUAUUAACCUUUUGAUCCCCAAAUGUCAUUUUUUUCUCUUCCCGUUUUGAUUCUUUUGAUUAUUCUUUCUCAAAGUUGUCAAUUUUUAGCCGUGUAAAUAUUGGGUGAUGAAAUUAUGUCUGUCCAAUUCAGUACUGGUCUUCAUCAUCCAAGUCAAUUAAUAACUAGUACCAUUCAUUUUAUGCGUA